AUGUCUGCCCUUCACGCUGAAGAUCCUUUGAACUAUCUGAUUGACUUAGAAGAUGGGUGCUCUGAUCUUGACAUGAAGCACAAUGUCCAGACGCUUAGACUCCUGAUAAGCAUCUUGAGGCCUUUUCUCAGGAUUUUGUUCGAGUGGCCACUGGAACACCGAGAAAUUCAAGAACUUGCGAAGCAUAUGGUCAAUGUGGUCCAAAAGGUGAGUUGGUCCUUUGAGCCCCUGCCACCAGUACGACGCUUGAAACCAGUUGAGGAUUCAUCAACGAGAAUUGCAAAACUGGUCGCUCCCAAUUUGAAAACUGUGAAGAGCUUGAAGGAGAAUUUUGCUCGCAUUAUCACCAUUUGGACUUCAUUUCCAAUUGGUAUGUACAGUAGGAGGUAUGGAGAUGAACACCUGAUACACUUCUUGGAUUCUCUCUUACAAAAUCUGAAGGAUAUCAGUAUCAUCUGUAAAGCCGAAAGAAUUAUCGGUCAGAGGGAAGAACUAGCAGAAGUCGAAGAGAGGCUAAAAUAUUUGAAAACUUUUCUCUGUCUUAUUUUUGUGCCAUUUAAAUUGAUUAAUGUCGUGGAUUCUGUUGUGAAGCUUGCUGCGGAAAUCUCAUAUAAACUUUUCCUCUGUUUUGUGGAUGACGAGUUGGUCACCGGUGAUCUGACAAGAAAGCUUAAUUCUCUCCUGCCGGAGCUCAAAGAGGUUUGUGGUGGAUCUGAUCCAUUAAGAUUGCAAGAUAAAGAGCUGAUGAUAAGUGGCGAUGUUCUGGGCUUCGUUGACCUUCUCAUUUCUAAAUUAAUGCUUCUGAUAACCAAGGCUAGACUCAUGGAUGAGCUAAAAGUUCAAAUUCAGAUCCUGGCUGACGAGCUGAGGUCUAUUAGGAUCAGGCUCAUGGAUAUGCUAUUGCAGAAUCCCAUUCAAGAAAUAAAAUCUCUUCAUCUCCCGAUGGUAACUUUGAUCGUGGACGCUGGAUUCUUCAUUUACUUCUCUCCUGAUAAAGUGGGGGAUGAAGAGUUAACAAUGACCAAUCAUUGGAGUCGUGGCCUUCGUGAUUCGCUUGAAGCCGUCCAAACAAUCCAUCAACAAGCAACUGAUUUAUUUAAGAAACACUUGCCUCUGUCAUUGCAAUCUAAUUGCCCCGCCAGCAACGAGUUGGAAAUCAUUGAUUUCCUCAUACAGAAAAUUGAAGGGGCAACUUUCGAUUGUCCGUUGAAGCAUCAAAUUGUAAUGUUGAAUGAGGAAAUGGUAACCUUGAGAAAAUGUUUGAGUGGAGUCGCAGAGCUGAUGGGGAACUCACGAAUGGAAUUUCUCUUGACACAGUUUAGGCACGCAGCCUACCAAGCCAAUUAUGUCCUCAAUUCAUUGGUGGCUGGUGAAGGAUCGCUCUGGCUUCACAGGUUGGGCAUCUUUGUCAUCACAAACGAUAUCAAGAUACUGCAGAAAGAGGUGAAAACUAUCAAGAUACUGCAGAAAGAGGUGAAAACUAUCAAGAUCAUGCAGAAAGUGGUGAAAACUAUCAAGAUGCUGCAGAAAGCGGUGAAAAACACUUGGAAGGUGAAUUUGGACGGUGGUGUUGGCAGCGUUUCCAAGGCUUCUACUCAUGCUUCAACACAAAUUCAUCAACCCCAAUCUAUUAAUGCACCUGACUGUUCCAAGGAUGGGAUGCAAAUCAAACUAGAGGAAGAUGCUAAUAAACUUGUCGGCAGGAAAGAUGCAGUAGCAGAAAUAGUUGGGCUACUUACUGAAGGAUCAAACCAGCUAAAGAUUCUCUCUAUUGUGGGCAUGCCAGGACUAGGUAAGACUACCUUGGCCAAUGCUGUAUAUAUGCAUCCUUCUGUUGAUACAUGCUUUGAGGUUCGUGCAUGGGGUAACUUAUCUCAAGUUUACCAGAAAGAGACCUUGUUGUCCAGUAUAUUAGAUCAAGUGCAUGCCAAUCCAAGCCACAACACCAGUGGAAAAGAUGUUGGUCAAAUGCUUUACCAAAGUUUAAAGCGUAGAAGGUACCUAAUUGUGUUAGAUAAUAUAUGGGACAUAGAGACCUGGAGUGGUUUACGUUCAAUUUUCCCUGAUGACGAGAAUGGGAGUAGAAUUUUAUUUACUACUCGAAGCCAUGGCGUUGCAACACAAGCCAAUAGUUUUCCUUAUGCUCUUCACCUACUCUCCAACGAAGAGAGCUGUGAAUUGCUAUGGCUAAAGCUGUUUAAUGGAGAAACUUGUCCUCGGGAAUUGUCAAGUAUCUCAAAGCGCAUUGCCUGCAGUUGUAAAGGGCUACCACUUGCAGUGGUUCUGAUAGCGGGAGCUCUGAACAGGACAAAGAAAGAAAAAGAUUCUUGGGAAAAGGUUGCUAAAACCUUCAUCAGGUCGCAAAGCAUACAGGAACGAAUCUGGGACAUCUUAGAAGAAAGCUACAAGCUUUUACCAGAUCACUUGAAACCAUGCUUCUGGUAUUUAGGAACAUUUCCAGAGGGCACAACAAUUUCUGUAUCCAAACUGAUGAGGUUGUGGAUUUCCGAAGGAUUUAUUCAGCAGCCAAAUUCGGGCCAGAGGAGCUUAAUUCAAGAGGCAGAGACUUGCUUGAAGGAUCUAAUUGAUAGAAGCCUCGUACUGGUUACCAGAAAAGGUUCCAAAGGUGGAGUCAAAGAAUGUCGCGUUCAUGAUGUACUACGGGAAUUUUGCUUAGCAAUACUCAAGCAAGAAAGAUAUGAAAUGCAAGAACACAUCUUUCCUGGUGGAAUUUCAGUUCUUUAUGGUGAUUUUAGAAGGCCCGAGCAGAAUCUUUUGAGCACUUUCCCUACAACCAAGGAGCCACAGAUAAGUUCUUUGACGUACUAUGAUAUGACCGAUAUAGAAAAAGAAUCCAGAGAUAGAGAGGAUCUGCUUAAACAGAAGGAGUUGAGGGAUUUGCAUCCUCGAAUUAGAGAUGGUACUCUCUCUGAACAAGCCAUAUUCUCUGAUUUGAUUCCUGUCGGUAGAGGUCUUCUCAGUGAACAGGUGCCUAACCGAUAUAGACGAUUACAUUAUGGUUUUGUUCUCAAGUAUAAAUACCUCAGGGUGUUGGAUUUGGCAAAUGUUCUAUUCCAAAAUAGCGCCGACACCUCUGAUCUCGUCAAUAUAGCUAAUCUGGCUUAUCUGAGGUAUUUAGCUGUUAGAAUUCGGACAACUGAAAUCCCCUCUGAAAUAGGCAAUCUCCGAAACUUGGAAACUUUUCAUCUUAGCGGAGCAAUUGGUAGAGUCACGUUACCAGAGGCCAUUUGGAAGUUGGUAUGCUUGCGGGAUGUUAUAAUGGAUCAUUGUUUCUUCAGUUUCCAGCACUACAGUAGAGAAUUUUUUGAGGACUCUUCCCAGCUGGAUAACUUAAAAUCACUCUCCACGAUUUAUAUAUGGCAUGGAAAUGUUGAGAAGUUGAUGCGGAUGCUACCUGGUGUUCAGAAGCUAGGAUGCAUAUUUUCAAAUUCUUGGCAAGAGUGUUGUGAAGCCAGCAAUCUCUUUAAAAUGUUGGAGUGCUUGCGUGAGCUUCAAUCACUCAAGAUGUCCUUCCAUGCUAUGGCACCAUAUCCUUUUAAGUUUACUUUACCUUCAAACCUGAAAAAGUUGACAGUAUCGAAUGCUCGCCUACCAUGGGAUGAAAUUUCAGUCAUCGGUCAGCUACCCAACCUUGAGGUUCUGAAACUACUCAGCAAGGCAUUCGAGGGACAGGAAUGGGACAUGAGAGAAGGUGAAUUCCAGAGACUGAAGUUCUUGAAACUGGACUCUCUGGAUAUUGUACAAUGGAGUGCCUCUGGCGAGCACCUGCCCUGCCUCGAGCAACUCGUGGUGCUAAGCUGUCAGCGACUCGAGGAGAUCCCUUCUUCUUUUGGAGAAAUUUCAACUCUACAGUUGAUUGAGUUGAAAUGGUGCAGCACUUCAGCCAAGGAUUCUGUCAAGCAAAUUCUAGAUGACCAGCGCGAUUAUGGCAAUCAUCAGCUCAAUGUCACUGUUGUCGGCUAG
Messenger RNA from Coffea eugenioides, 3984 nucleotides. RefSeq names its product putative late blight resistance protein homolog R1A-10. NCBI's taxonomy places the organism in Eukaryota, Viridiplantae, Streptophyta, Magnoliopsida, Gentianales, Rubiaceae. Gene Ontology annotation, biological process: defense response to other organism. The record is from RefSeq and is a predicted model, not a curated record. The transcript has a single exon. Gene Ontology annotation, molecular function: ADP binding. The coding region runs from base 1 to 3984 and encodes 1327 amino acids.